UAAUGGAAGUUGAAAGCGUUGAAUUGCUCAGUGCAGUUGAUGAUGAUUAUGGAGGAGUUGUUCUAAGCGUGAAACAGCCUAUGGAUUCCACGCUCUUUUCUUCGAAAUUGGAAGCUUAUAUGUCGAAUUGGAGACAACAGGGAAAGAAAGGGGUCUGGAUCAAGUUGCCAAUACAACAUUCAAAUCUUGUUGAUUCGGCAGUGCAGGCUGGGUUUAAGUAUCACCAUGCUGAGCCAGAUUACUUGAUGCUUGUAUGUUGGUUGCCCGAUACUCCUGAUACUUUCCCUGCAAAUGCUUCACAUCGCGUGGGUGUUGGUGCUUUUGUUGUCAACAACAAGAAGGAGGUGCUUGUGGUUCAGGAAACCAGUGGCAAAUUCGGAGGCACAGGUGUAUGGAAGAUGCCUACGGGAGUUGUUAACGAAGGUGAGGAUAUUUGUGAUGCUGCAAUUAGAGAAGUCAAAGAAGAGACAGGGAUAGAGACAAAGUUUGUUGAAGUUUUAUCAUUCAGGCAAAGCCAUAAAUCGUUCUUCGAGAAAUCAGAUUUGUUCUUUGUUUGCAUGCUGCAACCUCAAUCAUUUGAUAUUAAGAGUCAGGCUUCAGAAAUUGAGGCAGCUCAGUGGAUGCCUGUCAAAGAUUAUGCAGCCCAGGCUUUUAUGCAUAAAAACGAGCUCUUCGACUUUGUUGCGAAAAUAUGCAUUUCACAAUUGGAUGGCAACUACACUGGAUUUUCUAACUUAAUUACUUGUACAUCUUCCGGCAAAAAAUCCUAUUUGUAUUUUAAUAACCGGGAUUCCAGCCACUUGUUUGCUUCUAAGCAUGAGCAAGCUUGACACUGCUUUCAAGUAACUAUGACAUAUACUUGUAAUGUUUGUUAGUUAGAACUACUCAAUUCCAGGCGCACCCGGAACCUGAAUUUUACGUCUUCCAUACGUAUAUAAUAUGGUGCCAGUUUACCUUUUUGUUCAUGUUCUAAUGUCGUGUCAUCCUUUCUUGUGGAGAGGAUUGCUGAUUUACUGGUUCACUUCUUAG
This is a messenger RNA of Abrus precatorius (Indian licorice), 1029 nucleotides long. Its product is annotated as nudix hydrolase 2-like. Gene Ontology annotation, molecular function: NADH pyrophosphatase activity; ADP-ribose diphosphatase activity; NAD binding. NCBI's taxonomy places the organism in Eukaryota, Viridiplantae, Streptophyta, Magnoliopsida, Fabales, Fabaceae. The transcript is spliced from 8 exons. The coding region runs from base 3 to 830 and encodes 275 amino acids. The record is from RefSeq and is a predicted model, not a curated record.